AGCUUUUCAUUUACACCCAUUCGACUUGUUGAAUCUCUGUUCUCUCCGAGGUAUCCUUUAUAUGAUGAAUCAAAUGGGAAGCGAUCGCCAUUUUACCAAUGCCAGGAAUGACUUGGCGGACCUGAUUUCAAGCCCGCUGCGCUCAGGUUUUGCACACCCUCUUUCACGAUCCUGGCAUCGUGAGCGGGAAAUAACCAAGUCCAUGUUCAUACUCCCCGUCUUUGUCUCCGAUAUCGACGACGAAGAGAGUCCAAUACCUCUUCUUACAGACAUUCCCCGCCUAGGUCUUUCCAAGCUCAUUCCAUAUCUCCAAAAAUUGGUAAAUCUAGGUCUCCGCUCCGUUAUUCUCUUCGGGGUCUUAGGCGACAAGUUGAACCCUCCCUGUAAAGAUGCCACCGGCACCGCAGCAGACGAUCCCAAAGGGCCUGUGAUCAGAGCCAUCCGCUCUAUUGGGGCUCACUUUCCCUCCCUCUUCAUUAUAACAGAUGUCUGUCUCUGUGAAUACACCAACCACGGGCACUGUGGAAUCUUCUCCAGCGCUCAUGGCGAUGAUAAAGUAAGCACGGAUAACAAUGCAUCCGUGACCCGGAUUGCGGAUAUCGCACUCGCAUACGCACAAGCGGGGGCACAUUGUGUCGCACCCUCAGAUAUGAACGAUGGCCGAAUCCACGCUGUUAAGAGCAAGCUCAUUGCUGCUGGGCUCGGAGAGCGUGUUUUGCUCAUGGCAUACUCGGCUAAAUUCAAGAGCUGUCUGUAUGGACCGUUCCGCACGGCCGCUGGCUCCACGCCUUCAUAUGGUGAUCGUGCGACGUACCAGCUUCCCUGCCAUGGUGGGGGUCUUGCUCGUCGUGCGCUUGUCCGGGAUAUCAACGAAGGGGCGGAUGUGAUUAUGGUCAAGCCAGCGGGAAGCUGUUUGGAUGUUGUGUUUCAAGCCAAAGAAAUUGGCAAGGGAAUACCGGUGGCUGCAUAUCAGGUUAGUGGUGAGUAUGCAAUGAUUAGGGCUGGGGCGGAGGCUGGUGUUUUUGAUUUGAAAACUGCCGCCUUCGAGUCUGUGGAGAUGAUCCUGAGGGCCGGUGCCAACAUAAUUAUCAGUUACUUUACUCCAGCAUUUUUGGGCUGGUUAGAGGCAUGAGGCCAUCCUAGUUACUCGAAUAGUUUGCCAUUUAUCUCUCCGAAAUGCAUUCCAUCUUC
This is a messenger RNA of Talaromyces stipitatus ATCC 10500, 1191 nucleotides long. RefSeq names its product porphobilinogen synthase, putative. The coding region runs from base 62 to 1132 and encodes 356 amino acids. Gene Ontology annotation, molecular function: porphobilinogen synthase activity; zinc ion binding. The transcript is spliced from 2 exons. Lineage: Eukaryota; Fungi; Ascomycota; Eurotiomycetes; Eurotiales; Trichocomaceae. Gene Ontology annotation, cellular component: cytosol. The record is from RefSeq and is a predicted model, not a curated record. Gene Ontology annotation, biological process: heme biosynthetic process.